AUUUCAGUUCCUAGAAGUAGUAGUAAAUUCCAAGAGGCCUACUAUGUUUAUCACCUCAGUCCACGCGAGAUAUCACAGAUCACAUCAGCACGAGAUAUGAGACCUGGUGCAAGGGUAGAAUAUCCAGUUCAAGUACAAUUGAGGCUUUGUCUAUCUGAAACAAGCUGUGAACAGGAUGAUCAUUAUCCUCCAAAUCUUUGUAUAAAAGUGAAUGGAAAAAUGGCUCCACUACCAAGCUUCCUUCCUCAGGCCAAAAUAGGACAAGAACCAAAGAGACCAAGCAGGCCCAUCAAUGUGACUGGAUCAACAAGACUUUCACCUACAGUGCCAAAUCAGAUACAUGUAUCAUGGGCAGCAGAUUUUGGAAGGGGUUAUGCAAUAGCAGUAAGAUUGGUAAAACAGCUGAAUGCGGAUAUUUUAUUACAACGUUUAAAGAGUUCAAAAGGUGUGAGGAAUGCAGACCAUUCAAGAGCAAUGAUUAAAGAAAAAUUAGCUCAUGAUCCUGACAGUGAAAUUGCUACAACGAGUUUACGGGUUUCGUUGAUAUGUCCUCUUGGUAAAAUGCGAAUGUCAAUACCUUGUCGAGCGCUCACUUGUAAUCAUCUACAGUGUUUUGAUGUCUCACUUUAUCUUCAGAUGAAUGAAAAGAAACCCACAUGGAUAUGUCCAGUCUGUGAUAAGCAAGCACCAUAUGAUAGUUUAAUUAUUGAUGGUUUAUUUACAGAAAUUCUGGCUUCUUCACCGAUCACUGACGAGAUUCAGUUUAGUCAAGAUGGCUCCUGGAGUGUUAUGAAACGUGAAAAACACAAUGAAAUUAUUACAAGUCCAAUGAACAAGAUGUUAUCCCCAUUCAGUAAUCACACAGCUAAACAGACAUCUACUGUGAAAUCAUCUAAGAAUGUUCAGAUGAUAGAUUUGACCUCCGAUGAUGAAGAUGAAGAAGACUCGCCCUGUAUGCCUGCAGUUAAAAAAGGGUGUGUUUCUCCACCACUAAUCACUAUAGAAAAUACACCACCUCAUACUGUGUCUGCAUCAUUAUCGUUAUUAUCGUCCAACUCGUCAUCAAACUCUUCCUCUUGUUCAUCGUCAGUUUCAUCCUGUUCAUCUAAUGCUAACUUACAUGCUGUGUCACCCCCACCACCUUCUCCAUCUUAUCACUUUCACAGCCCUCCUCGGAGAGCAUCACCAAUAAACUUAUCCACUUCAUCCGGUCAUAGAGUACCAUCAUUUUUAUCACGACCUCCACCUUAUCCUCCUCCUUUGCCUCCUUUAUCUAGUGAUGAAUUGCCUACGGAGGAAGAGUUUGAAGAGUUUCUUGGUUGGUUGGGGGAUAGACGCUAUCGUCCUGAUUACUCACAUAGUUUAUUUAAUCCUGAAGAUCUCAUAUGAUUUACUGACCAGCCAAGAUUUCAUUUUGUUGCCCAUUGUUUGAAAGUCAAGACAAAUUGAAGAAAGAGGAAUGAUCUGCCCUUCUGAUUGCCUCAAAUCCAAGUUGCAUGCAUGUGAAUCUCUAUUCCAAGUCCAGGAUCAGUUUUAACCCAUUGGUGCCAUGCCGCGACAUAUUCCCAACAUCACUGAUUGUUUGAUUGCUUUUAAGUGUAUCUGGUAUGCUUUUCUGUUAUUUUUGCAGUAUUUUUUUUUUUCUUUUAACUGUCUGUGACGUAUAUGCGAUAUCACUACAACUCACUUGCAUUCUUUAUUUAGUCUGUCACGAUUAUAUUUUGGUAUUGCUAAACUUACAUUAAUAAGGCAUAUAUAUUACAGAUUCUAAAGUUAGUGUGCUCAAUAACAUCGUCAAAGGUAUUUAGCUUAUUUUGGGUGACACACUCGUAUGCUUUAUAAGCAGUUUCUUGUAUGAAUUAUGUUUCACAUUCGAUAUUUGCUUUAGUGUAACAACUACAUAGAUUUUUGCUUGUUUGCUCUCCACAUCUACAAAAUAUAUAUUUACCAGGUAUUCAUUCAAAACUUGUUAGCAUUUUUAACCUCAACAUCAAGUUUGAUACAUAUGGUAUAAUAACAAUAUUCAUAUAAUUUGUCGGGUCUCUUCUAUUUACAACCCUGUGACUAGUCAGUGAAUGAAUUAUCUCAGCUUGUGAGCUUUAGUUUUAUCGUCAUUGCCACAUGUUUGCAAUUUAUUAUUUGUUAAGUAUAUUAAGUUUCCUGCUCUCUCCCCUCAUCGAUAAUCCUGGAUCAGAAGAAUAUGCUCCAUACUACCAUACCAUACCAGGCUUGCUUGGUAUAAAAGUGGCUACAUGUAUGACUUAGGUAACAUAAUUUACCAGUCUUGUCUGCAUUUGCACGAGAUUUCAGUUAAUUAGUUUUGAGUUCAUCUUUAGUUGCAUUCUUGAUGAACUCACAGGUACUAGUAAGUCGUUGCCAGAUUGGUGUAAAGAUGAUAAAAAAAAUAAUGAAUUCUGUAAAAAAAAAAAGGUUUCUCUUAAAAAAUAAUUGAUUUGAACAACUGUUCUUUUAUUGAUGAUUCAUUGUUCUUAUUGUAUAUACGGUAUAUAUUGGUGUUUUGUUUUUUCAUAGUUUUAAUUAUUUUGUCUGGAUUUUUUAAGUUAUUUGUGUGCCCUGUUCUCUGUGUAAUUUGAUUUUUCAUUCUGUAAUUUUCUCAAAAGAGAUUUAAAAAUUAAAAGUUAUACCAUUUUCAAAAGAGA
Saccoglossus kowalevskii is the source of this 2660-nucleotide messenger RNA. Its product is annotated as PIAS-like protein. Gene Ontology annotation, molecular function: zinc ion binding; transcription coregulator activity; SUMO ligase activity. Lineage: Eukaryota; Metazoa; Hemichordata; Enteropneusta; Harrimaniidae. Gene Ontology annotation, cellular component: chromatin. The record is from RefSeq and is marked provisional. Gene Ontology annotation, biological process: regulation of transcription by RNA polymerase II; protein sumoylation.